This is a messenger RNA of Bombyx mori (domestic silkworm), 15684 nucleotides long. Its product is annotated as tripartite motif-containing protein 2. Bases 6057 to 8138 code for a protein of 693 amino acids. The transcript has 13 exons. The record is from RefSeq and is a predicted model, not a curated record. Gene Ontology annotation, molecular function: ubiquitin protein ligase activity; zinc ion binding; protein binding. NCBI's taxonomy places the organism in Eukaryota, Metazoa, Arthropoda, Insecta, Lepidoptera, Bombycidae.
AUUAUAAAUAAAAAUAUAAAAAAAAAACCAGAAAUCAGUAGCUAAAUUUUUUUACUAGUAGCAACACUGAAUUUUUCGAAAAUCUGAGUCUGGCUUUUUGGCGGGAAUAUAAGAAGCGAGGUCGUGUAAAUAGUUUUAUUUCGUUAGUUAAAUCUUUUUCAGGUAUUAACGUGUCAUAAUGAUGGAUUAUUAACGACGAAAGUGCACAAGUCUCAAAAAACUUAACUAAGUCGCUGGCCGUGUCUUCUUGUGCUCUUCCAAAAAGUCCACUGAAGUCUCAUUAAAUACUCUCAUAAAAUAUCAUCUCGGCAAAUUCAAUUUCAUUCCAUCUUGUAUUUCUUAGAGUAAUGAACGAGCUCACGGCCCACCUUAAGUGCUUGCCAUACGAGUAUGGCCAUAGAUAUUACGUGAAUUCCGGCCUCUCUUGUUUAAGAUGCUGUACGUACAAGAGGUAGAAAUCUCAGUUAUAUUGGUCAUAGAUCAUUAUACACUUAAUAAUUAGUUAACUGCUAUCUCAACCUUUAAGCCGUAAUGCAUGACUACUUUGCGACAGAAAUAUAGCGAAUGAUGGUACAAAACCGUGCGAGUUCAUCAGACGCUCUAUCGCCAGUAACUAUGCCAAUUAUGAUUUUAGCAGGUUUGAUUAUUAUCAAACGAAAUCUGAACAAUGCUUAGGUGCAUACCUAAUAGGUACUAUUUUUUUUUUUUUUUUAUAAUGGCAAUCUGCCGAUAAAGUAGGUACAUGGAGUUAAUAAGUACCUACAACUGGAGUGCUGUCUGAUGCCGAGAAAUCGGUCUCGAACAAUGAAGUAGGAAACCUAUGGAAAUGAAACGUCAACCAAAAUUUCGUGCCACUGUGACGUCAUCUGGCCACAAAACAUGGCGGCUUUAGUGCUGUACAAAAGAUUUCAAUGUUAUCAGGUUUUAUCGAUAAACGUUCUUGGCUCAUUUUAUUUUAAAUAUUGUUGAGUAUUAUUUAUUUGUAGAAUUUAAUGGGAAGUAAGUAGGUAUAUUGUUAUGUGCAAAUAUGAUAUGAUUUAGAUGGGUGAAAUCUAAGACAAGUUCGUCCUUCGAAUUUGCCAAGUAAACGAUAUGAUGAUUUUUAAAAGUUGCUACACUGAUUUUAUAAAGUUGUCGUUUGCCGCAAAACAUAAAGAUAUGGCGUAGUUCAAAGCCAUCAGCCCAUUUCUAGCAUGCUAAAUGUUAUCGUAUUUUGAGUACGUGUUUUUCUUAGACUAUUACAAUCUAUUUUAAUUGUUUUGCUGACUCUAAAGUCCGUAACAUACUACCGCAGCGCACCCCAAGGAAGGUGCGCCGCACCAUUUGAAUCACUUUCGCUUGAGAGUGAUUCAAAUUUUAAACUUAUCAAGGGACCGCGUGAAAAAAAAAACACCUACAGAACAUUUAUUCAUUAAUUACAAACGUCAUUCCUUGUGACUUCCUCUCUAAAAUCACUUAAUUAUUAAAAAUUUAACAAAUUUACAAUAGUGUUUUACUCACUGCGGAAUAAAACUAUUUUAUUUAAAUAGUUCCGAAGAGAUUUUGUCGGUAGCCUUUUUCCCGAAAUAUCUAAACAGAAUGUCUAAAUAUGUUUUGAUGACAUAUCUUAAAGUGGUAUUUAUGAUUAGUGUCAUGAUCAAUAGAUUCCGACCGAAAAAUGGAUUUUUCGGAUGAGGGCUCCAUAAUGAAUUUAAAUACAUAUAGAUAAUAGUUUUAGGACAUCGACUUUCUUGAGAUCCUAUAAAAUACGUUUUAAUUAUUAUUUUUGUAUGUUUUAAGCAUGAUAAAUUAUGAAAUUUUAUAUAAUCAAUCAUAUUAAAUCGAUAUCAUAGUCAAUAAAUAAUGUACAACCCAAAACAGACGGCGAACUGACGUGACAAUGACAUUUGGCGCGCUAAACAUGGCGGAUUUUCGGCCUCAUUAGACGGAGACGGAGAUAUUUACGUAUAUUCAUGUUUCAUUUUAUGUACGCACUGAAAUACUGUUAUAUUGUUUUCCUGCGAGUUAAAGUGCUGAGUAAGAACGAGAUAGAUAUAUGUUUAUGUAUGUGCCUUCAAAAUGGGUGCUAUUUAUAUAAGCAAUUGUACGUAUAGAACAAUAUGUCGUGUCCCUACUAUAUAGGUCUAUGGUCUCGAAAGAGAAUACUUUUUGGUCGCGGUGUCCUUGUCUAAUGUGGUGACCAUAUAAAAUUUAUUUAUAGGAUAAAAUUAUACACAUGCAUCAGUUUUGAAUUUACCUUAAGUAAUUCUGUGUAACCCUAUGUAAAUACAAAACACGUGCUUGCAACGUUUUAUUUAUGUAAAUUCAAUUCUAAACAUUGCUUCGUCGUCAUGGUGCCUUUUUUCGACGGUUUUUUUUGGAAGUUGCUGCGUUGUCGAAAAUCUAGCACUGAGUUUUAUUACAAACAUCAUUACCUCAGUGCUAUUACUUAAACUUCCUCAAACUCAUGUUUAACGUCCGAAUACUCAACCGCGACUUAAAUAUUAUGUUGAACUUAAUUACGCAAUUCCUACUUUAGUGUACUGGCUAAGUGGGCCGUGCAAAUUAAUAUUUGACACACUGAGUGAGACACUGCAACACACAUGGUCUGCGCGUAUCGGGUGCUCUUUUCCUACAUUCACAUCUUCAAUUGAUUUAAAAUUACUUGUAUUUUUACUUCUGUGCUAUUUUCAUGACACGUGUAUAUUAAGUCUACUAGUUACAUUUUAGGAAAUAAAACACAAUGGGUAAUAAAAUGAAAUGAACUGAAAUUCAUUUAUUUGUUAUAUGUAGACAAUUAAAUAACUCUUAAAUGACAAGUCAAUACACAUAACACAAUACACAUAGUACUUGAUCUCUAUUUACAAAAUAUUGGUUAUAUUAUUAUUAUUAAGUUCAGUAAAUUUUCUGUAAUCUUAUAAUAUAACAUUUCCUCUAUUUAUUUUUAAGUAAAUUCUUUUUUUUCAACGAAAUACAUAAUUUAUUUUAAUCAAUAUCUAAGUGGACCAUGAGUAUCAUUAAAAUUUCGCAAUUUAAAUUUCAAUUCAAUUAAAAAUCGCCAUUUUUCUUUAAUAAAUCUAAAAUCGACUUUAUAUUUACAAUCACUAUUUCACGACUUUUAAGUUUUUGUUUCAAUACCUUAACAUCUUGUCGUAAUUUUGCUUUUCUCGGGGUAUUUUUUAUUUCUUGCGUUUGAGUACUUGAUUCUUCUUGUUUGACCUUUUUAAAGGACAUUUUCCAGAAAUUCCAACGUCAUAUUUACUAGAAGAUCCUCCUCGUUCGCUUAACGUCAGGCAAAUGAUAUACAUGCUUGCGUGCGACGCUAUUCAAUACAAUAAAAAAAGUUCAAGAAAUACCACGUGAUGGCUCUUAUAAUAUGAAAAAUACAUUGCAAAAUUAUAGUUUUCACGAUUGUUUUUUCAAAUUUAGUAUAUGACAUAGAUUAAGUACAAUUUACAAGACAAAUGGUAUUAAAUAUUAUAAUGAGAAAAAAUAUCUCACAUUUUAAAAAUAUAUGCUCACACUAGUAAAAAUUUAUCAAUGAAUCUGACAUAUGGAAGGAUAUUCCACAAACUGGAGAGGAUUCUCGCUUAAAACCACUUAUAUUAAAAGUGUUCACCAUGAUUACACGGAAACUUUCACGAUUUUCGAAAAAAAAACAAGCCACAAGCUGUAUCAGUGCCAUUUUAACUUCGCACUACAAACGUAAAUAGACGCCAUUUUUAUUUUAAUCCAUUCAUAGCUCUUUUUUGGUGAUGCCAACAAUUAAUCUGGCUUCCCACCAAAUUCAACAUGAAAACCAUCAGAAAUCUACGUACCUACCAUUAAAUUUUCCAUUAAACAGAGUUCUUAUUAAUAUAAAACAAUAUUUUUUUUGUUAAUGAGCUUUAUUAAUAUAUGAUGUUCUAUUAAAAAUCAAUAUUUAUCAUAUAAUCAAUACUUCUUAUAUAAUUUAUUUUAAUAAAUUGUCAUCAUCAGAAACUAAAUUCACCAUAACUUUGUACGUUUAUGUUGAACCAAUUUAAUUUUUGACGUUGAUGGAAAUUCUAAAUUGUCGCAAUAUUUUCUAGUUAAGUUUAAGUCACAUCGUUUAAAUAAUAUGUAUUUAGAUAUAUUAUUGUCAUAAAAUGUUUAAAAUCCUGUAAAGUGGAUUGAUUUUAACCUUUUCAAUAAUUUUCAACAACGCCCAAGCUACUAAAAAAUCCACUAACCACUAAAAGCCAUUUUUGAUAACUAAGACGGGGGUCCAAAUUCCGAGAUUUUAUGGAAAAUCCUCUAAGCUAGCAACACUGCUUUUUGUUUGUAAAAUAUGCGAGAGGGACACCACCACUUAAUAAUCAUUCUCUUUUCAGACCGUUUUUCCUUACAUCUUUUGCUAUUUAAAAAUAAACUUUAAGCCAUAGAGAUAAAGUAUAUUUUUAGUUUUUAUGUCAAACGAAGUAAGCACUCCAGUUAGAAUAGUAACUCUAUGAGUAGGUACUAUAGGACCAGAGUUGACAGCUGUCAAAGUUACGUAUGUAGGGAUGCACCAAAAUUCAAUUAAUAGGUAUUGAGAAUUGAAUCCGAGAUAUGAUUAGGAAACUAUGAAUUCGCAAUCGAAACUUAAAGGCGCAAUAAUUAAAAUUAGGUUGAUUGUAAUAAUUAUACUGAUUAAUGGUGUAGCCUCAAUUGGCAUCUGAAAUUUAAAUACCGAAGUCCCAUUGAAUUGAUCGAAUUCCAGGUUUUUUUAGGGACAAAGCAGUCCAUGUAGGCGGUAGCCUUUCCAGUUUCACCAAGAGAACUGGGCAAAGUCGUGCUCAGCCCAGAUAAAGAAAAAAACUGCAACUGAGGGCAAUUGCUUCUAAAUCUAUUAUCGAAACAAAAUCGCGAAGCACUAAGAAGAUCUCAGCAGGCUGACGUUAUGGGUUAGAUUUCAUAUCAAACUCUGACCAGGGACUUGCUGCCCAAGCUAGAGCUGCAGGCGUCUAAAAGUUGUGAUAUUAAAGGAUUAAGUUAAGCCGUAAGGACGUGGUGGAGUUUAUAGAUAAUACACUUAAGGUCGAGUUCGAUGUGGUUUGCGCAAUAGGAUAUGAGGGAAUUAUAUUUAAAUUUACGAAAUAAUACUGCUUUCAACUUCAAUUUAGUACACUAUCGCUUUUCGGAUUCGCGAGCACUUCAUAUACACUGUGCUUAAUAUUUAUUAAUCUUUUUUUAUAAUUAUCAAUGUACAUUAUUAAUGAUUCCAGCUUUGAUUAAAAGCUUGGACUGACACUACGUAAUUCAUUACAUAGAUAUCAUAGUUAUUAAUGCAUUAUACUAACUGCUGUUUCAGUAAAAUUUGAUUUAUUUGGUUUAUAAAAUCCCGUUACCGUUGAACACCAGGUAGACCAUAAGAAUGUGCUCCAUACCAAGAUAAUUAAAAACAAACAAUUCAAGGUACAUAUAAUCACAAUUUACAUUCACAAUUGAAAAAUAUGCCAACAAUAAGUGAGUCGAUAUUCCAUAUUCGAAUUAAAUUUGGUAGUAUAGCAUCUUUGUUGAUUUUAAAAUCGCUUACCAAUCCCUACUCAAAAUUGACAGCUGAAAAUGUUUUGAUGAGGUUAAUGGACGUCAAAAAUAAUAGUUUUAAAUUUGUAUUGACAAACAUUUGAUUAGAACUUUCACAUAAAAUACAAAUAUGUGAAUACAGACGGCAGAUCAUUAGACUACCAUGUAUACACUUCCUGCGGUCUCUUUUAUCCUUUAACUGUUAGAUUAGUCCACGCGGAAUUCUUUAAAUUGCAGUUCCUUUGUCAUGGGACAUAGUUCCGCUACAACUAUCGAUCGACUUAAAACUAGUAGCUUCCCCUAUUAAAUAACACGAAAUAUUGCACCAGUAUAGAUACAUAUGCAGAGAAAGAAAUGUAUUAGUUUAUUCAAGCAUAAAUACAAGUGUAGUUACAGUAUAACGAAAGUGCACAAUUGCUAACGUGUUCAUUAUAAUAAAAUUAAUGUUUAUGUUUGUUAGUUAAAGUGUUAAUGUUGUAAAAUGAGAAAAUAUUGUUUCGUUGCAUGAAACGAAAUAGUUCCUAUACCUUUAUUUCACAAAGGUCACGUCCAUGUAUUGUUGUUCGUUUCUCUCACGGCUGGGUGUCGGGAUGGCGAGCAUGAGUUCCACGCUCGUCGAAACCGUCUCCAUCAACUACGAGGACUUUAAUGAAAGUUUCCUCACAUGCGGCACAUGUUUAUGCACUUAUGAUGGAGGCGAACACACCCCGAAGCUUCUGCCGUGCUCACACACGGUUUGUCUUCAUUGCCUAACGCGCAUCGCGGCUUCACAGACACGGGACGCCGGCAGCUUUCGAUGUCCGAUUUGUCGCGAACUGAUCACAAUACCUCGAGGAGGGGUACCGGCUCUCCCGCCUUCGUUUCUCGUCAAUCAGCUGCUCGAUCUUAUGGCACGGCAACGCCGAGAGGUUAUACCGCAGUGUAGCUCGCACCCAGGCAGGGAGCUACUUUUCUGCGAGACAUGCGAUUGCGUUUUUUGUCGUUACUGUGCCGAUGGACCGCACAGCGACACGCCGUGUGACCACACAGUUGUACCGUUUUCGAUAGCGUUGAAAAGGAUGUCAGAAAUAUUGCUAUACAGAGCCAACGAGUGCCUGAGCAAAUUAGGUUCGGCUAGGGAAGCGGUAGCAGGUGAAUUGAGGAGAUUGGAAGCGGCUGCAACUGCGGCAGACGAAGCUAUUGAUAGACACUUUGCGGAACUGAGAGCGGCACUAGAGAAGAGGCAUAAUGAAUUAAAGUCUGCCGCCGCAGCGGCUGCCAGUCACAAACGAAAGUUACUCGAAGAACAAUUGAAGCUGAUUGAUGCAGAGAAAUCUAAAGUGGAAGCUGAGUGUUCCGGGUUACAGCAACAGGUAGAAGUGCGUGAAGUGAGCAGCAGAGCGGCUGCUUUGGGCGCCAGAUUGGGUGACGCGGCUGCAUUGGCCGAGCCAAGAGAGAACGCGUUCUUAGCCGUCGACUUCGCGCACAACGACGCUCAACAACGCUUCGUGGAUUCUCUCGAAGUGCUCGGUCGUGUCAGGACCAGUACUACUUUCCCAGGGCUGUGUUCGUUACAACUCGAAUCAUCAUGCGUGUCUGGUUUGGAAGUGGUGGUGGUUCUCCGCACCGUGGACUAUCACGGUGAGGCGCGUAGCACCGGCGGGGACCCCGUGACGGCGGCCGCCACGCUCGACGACGCCCCUCUGCCUUGCACCGUCACCGAUCUGGAUUCCGGACUCUAUAGGAUCUCGAUGCGUCCGUGGAGUGCGGGCUCGGUGUCGGUGCGCGUGCUGGUGUUCUCCCGCGCCGUGCGCGACUCGCCGCUGCGCGCCGCCGUGACGUCACAAGCCGCGCCGCUGCGGGUGUGGGGCGCGCGGGGGAACGGGAAGGACCAGCUGAGCCAGCCCGUCGCGCUAGCCAGAUGUCCGAAGCGUAAAGAAAUUUAUGUUCUGGAUGCUGGUAACUCAAGAGUGAAAGUGUUGGACGACGAGACGUUCGCUUUCAAAACGCAUAUCGUGAAUGAAGGACUGGCGGGUCGCAGUUGUACCGGCAUUGCUGUGACCGCGGAGGGCGUGGCCGCCGUCAAUUGGAGGACUCGCACUAUCACGGAGGUGAACACAGAAGGUACGACGCUAAGAACGAUUCGUUCGGAUCGUCUGGUGGAGCCGGUGUGCGUGGCGGCCGACGUGGCGACGCGACGUCUGGCCGUCGCCGACAACGGCGCCAGAACUGUCUUCGUCUUCGAUCGCUACGGAAACAUCGAAAGAGAAAUAGGCAACGGUGAUCUCGGCUUAGUGGGUGGUCUAGCUUUAUCCGAAGACCUCAUCAUCAUAGCUGACGUGGCGGUGCGGAUCUACGAUUCUGAAGGAAAUCUCAAAAACACAUUGGCCCCCGUCCCCAAAGGUCGAGGGGUGUACGGUGGGGUGGCUAUAGACGAGACCGGCAGCGGCAAGCACAUCGUGUGCGCUCGCUCGGUGCGCGGGCGGGCCGCCCUCGUGGUGCUGGAGGCGGGGGGCGGCGGGAAGACGCUGGCGGCCUGCGAGCUCCUCGACAAGAAGCCGCGGAGGGUCGCCGGCAUCGCGCUGCUGCCCAACAAGAAGGUGCUGCUAGCCGACCUGGCGGGAGACUGCUUAAGACUGCACACUUACUGGUGAAAGAUGACCUCUCGAAUGAGCCGGGUCACGCUGGUAAGAUGACCAUCGAACGAAUUUCAUGCUAGUCCAUAAACGCAUCGAGAAACGAUAGUAAUGUCGGCCAUAUGUAUAUGCGCCAAAUGAAAGGCGCAGAACUUAGCACUUGCACCAAAGUCCUUAGUCGACCUGCACUAACUACAGGUCGCUAACUUACGCUAUACUACGCGAUCAAGCUAAGAAUGGCAUUGACCGGUUUUCAAACUACAAAAAAAAAACUAACUUUGGUAUAAUUAUUUAACUCAAACACAGAUUUAAUAAAGUUUCUUUCACAUGUUUCAACUAAGCAGCAGUUCAUCUAGGAACUUUCCUAUGUGAAGUAAUAUUAAUUUUACAAGCACGAAAAUCUAUCGAAUUCGUAAUAUAAAUGUAUCGAUAGUCAGCCUUCGAGAUUGACGUUACCGUAUGUCAAAACAAUUUUCAUGCUCUCGAUUAUAAGUUUCGAGUUUCGAGAACGUGACAACUUGGUUGCGAAACUAAAGUAAUUAAAUUCAUUCGUGCUGCUGAAAUUAGUUCUAUUUACGGACAGUAGGGGCGCUGUUUAAACCCUAUACUCGAUUUUAUCGAUAGCGAUACUUUAUCGAUAGUCAUUCGUGCUCGUCCCUCAGAGGUCAUUGGCUUAUCUUUGUUUUGAUCGCAUAGUACACGAUUAAUUUUAGUACUUACAGUAUUUAUUUCUUGCUAUUGUGUAUUUUUUAGUUAACUGUCGAUAGUAGUAGUUUGAAAACGCGACUGAUUUUUUUUCGUUAUUUUAAUUUGGCUCGUUCUUUCUCAAAAUUCCCACAAGCCAUAAUAAUGUUUAUGUAGCUUACUUGAGCUUUUAAUACUUUAAGGUAAAAUCGACGAUUAAAAGCAUUUCGGUUCUUAAAUCUCGGAGUUAAGACUGAGAAUUCGAUGCAUCUAAUAUUUCGAUGUGAUCCCAUAAAUUUAAUCGAUAUAAUAAAUGAGUAUCGAUCGCUAGCAUAACAUUCUGAAUGAUCGAUCGAUAAUUUUUAAGAGGCGUAUUUCCUCUAAGCUAGUCUUACGGACAAAGCAUUUACUGUCUAAAAGUCCUAACAUCACGUUUAUUAUAGAAAAACGACAAUAUUUAAUAAUCAAUUUAAGAAAUGGUUAACAAGAAAAAUCGUUUAUUUAUAUAAGUAUAAAAACUACGUCAUCUUAUACAAAUAGAUUCAAUAUCAAAGUUACUAUAGAAACAUAAAUAAUCCAUCCAUUUGCUUUACAAAUCAGUACCGUAAAAUGGGGCGAUUAGGGACAAAUUCCAACUUUAUGAGCAAUUUUAAGGUAGUUGUUGAUGUAUAUAAUGCUAUAUCAGGAUCAAAAUGAUUGAGUCUUGGGGGCAUCUUUGUUGUCUAAUUUAAAAUUAUGCAACUAGCAUUUCAGUUUAAGCAAAAAAUGCAAAAAUAGGUGUAAUCCCUAUUUACCCGAAAAUUGCGGUUAAUUGGGACGAAAUGAGAAAUUUGCUAGGGUUGGCACUACUUUUAUUUUUAUAUAUAGUUUUAAUUUAUUUAUUUAUUUAGUUGCACCAACAAAGUGAUAAUCAAUAAAAAAAAUUGAAAAACUGACAAAAGUACAUGGCAGACAUCACCUCAAUUAUAGGUGCAAUCGACAGGGCUGAUAUUUCUAUCUGGGUUAAGAGAUUAGGUGUGUCGGUUAUUCCAUGGAUUAAUCAGAUGAAUACCCCCACUCUGAACAAAUAUUAAAUAUUUUAUUAUGUAUUACUUAGACAUUUUUGUCCACCUUGAGAUUUCAUUGAUCUUGUUACAUGUCUCUGCAAAAUCGACUUACUUAUAUUAGAUUGCUUAUCUAUUUCAACUAAAGACUUAUUCCCAAUUUCGCUUCGUUAAACCAGAUUUUUACCAACAAAUUUAAAAAAUAUUGUUAUAACUACAUAGACAACCCUACAAACCUGUACCUAUUUAUACUUAGGUCGUUUCCAUUUCACGUAUUCUCAUCCCAAUUGACCCCUUUUUCGUUGUUAUUUGUACCUAAGACGUCCCCAAUAUCCCCAAAAACAACAGAUUUUUACAUGUAUUUUUAUUUAAUCAAAUACAUUAAAACCAAUAACAACUGAGACUUACCUUUAAUAUAUAUGCUGGUUCAAACACUAAAUAACGUUUAUAAAUCAUAGUCGUCUUCUAUUAUUAUCCAAUAAAUAAAAGAGAGCAAAGUUUCUAGCACUACAAUAAUUACCACCACAGGAAGUUAAUUUGAAACGCGAUUUUUUAUAAGUUAGCAGCUAUUAUCAUGCAUAUUCAGAGUUGUUUUGUGAACUUUCAACAUUCUACUAUUAAACUACAAAAAAAAUGGAAGAUUUUGCAACGAAUAUAAAACUUAUAUUGAGCGUCGAAAGAUUUUCCCGGUUUUUUCCCGAUUCGCCUUUCAAUCCCUAAUCGCCCCAUUUUACCGGUACCUAAUUCAUAUUAGUUAAUAAUACUACCUUUAUCCAUGUCAAUUUGCUCAAUCGUAUAACUAAAACACCAUAUCACAAAGGGAAAGCUUCCAUUUUGUUAGAUUAAAUAAACAAAUAAGUAUGAAAAAAAGCAACAAAUUAGCACGGAAUUGCAUUAUGCUUAAAAGGCAGAUGGACAACUUCUAUUUUCAAAAUUUCAAGCUACAAUGCGCGUGACGUAAUUUGGGUCCAAACUAAUUGACAAGCUACCCAUUUUUUUUUUUGGAGUUUCUGGCCUGUUAUCCUAGACCUUUAGGCUAACAAGCUACCCAUAGAUCAUACACUAAUACAGAUUGUGUUGUUAUUGGUUAAUUAAUUACUAUGAAAAUUUGUUAGAAUUAUAGUCAGAGUUGAUAUAAAAUAUAAAUACAAACCUGAAUAAUAGUGAUUGAAUUAUCUUAUUAAUUUAAUCAAACUCCCUUAUAACUGAUGUCCGGUUGCCUAUUGCUUGUAUUUUUAUUGUUUGACGUUUUAUAAUUUCUUUUUAAAAUAAGCAAAUUGAAAGUCCCAUCGACUGUUUCUUUAGUUUUCUUUUCAGUCUAGAACAAUAACGUCAUGAAAGUUGUAGCAUAGAGUUUGGUUUUCCAAAGCAGAAUUCAUUGCUAAUUAUUUUAGGGAAUGAUCACCGAUAUUGUGUAACUUGCAUUUUGUUCCCACGCGUUCUAUUUUAAGAUUAAUGUUAUAAUAAUUAUCUUUGUGCUAACAUACUACACGGCGCUUAAAAUUUGGCAAAACCGUAUCUACACCGAAUUUUAUCAAUGAUUUACAUAUCUUAAGAACUAAAAGCUAACUAAAUAGCUUUCUAUAAAACAUAAAAACUACGUUUCUUUGUUAUAUCUAGUGUAUUAUUAAAUAUUUAUAAGUCUUUAUAGAAUCGUUGACUGCAUUUUAUUGGUUCAUUAGUUGUAUCGUGUUUUUAUUUUAUUUACUUCCUAGUGCUUAAUGCUUAUGUAAUAUGAAUCUCAACGGAAGUGUACUUGAUUUAAAAAUAUUGAAGAGGCCUCGAAUUUUUACGUAACAUUUAUCAAUAUCGUUCUACGACAACUCAAAUAUUUAUUUUUUAAUAUAAUAAUGUAAUUCACUACUAGAUUAUCAAGUAACUAAAAUACAUAAUUUAAAUUUCCAAAUAUAUAACAAACCUAUUAAUUAUAAAGAUUAUAUUUGAACUUUAGUAAAAAAAAAUAUCCGAAUGAUUAAGCUAUUUAUUUAUUUAAUUUAUGCUAUUUAAGCUAUAUGAGUGGAAUUGUUUUAAUUUUGAUCGCAGUGUUAAAUUUUACAUGUGAAGACGCGCUUACGUCCCACGUCCCAACACCAAGUGGGCUGUGAGCUCGUCCACACAUCUAAGCAAUUAAAUAGAAAAGUGCGAUUCUAAUUUUCAUUUCCUAAAAAGAAUGCAAAAUUCAAUGUUUUUUAAAUAUCAACAACAAUGUUCGAUCGACAAUGUUAUGAGAUAAUUUCGAAAAAUAAUUCGAAAACAUUACGAUGCCGAGUAAAACAAGUUAAUGAUUUUAAAAAAAACUUGAUUAAAAUCCAAAUAUUCCCCCGAUACUUCGAUAUAAUGCGAUCGAGCGCGUUUAGAGCGGUAUUGUUUCAGUCCAUUCUUAAACAAGCAGGUGCUGAGAAUUGGGACCUUUUUUUACACCAUUACGUGAUCGAUUGGCGUGACCUAACAACUUUGUAACAAUUGCAAUACAUACUGCACUAAAAUGUACAGACGGUUUAUAUGUCGUAUAGAAAUUUAUGUGUUUCAAAUAUAAAUACAGUCAAAAUCUGUUAUAACGACAUCGAAGGGACUGCUCAUAUUCAGUCGUAAAAACCGAUAGUCGUAACAACCGGUGAUGUUUAAUGUGUAUCGUGCGAGUACAAACAAAUCGAUAGGGAAUUAUUGGAAAAAUAUAUAUAUAUGAUACCCGAUUUUUCUUCAAUAUUAAUUUCUUUUAUUUUUCUUUGCGACAUUUUGAAAGUUUCAUGAAUAACUCCACAAAGUUUUAGUGCGUCUUGUGUAUAGAUAAGUAACAAACUAACUGAAGAGAUAUGAAGAAGCGGGCUUUGACUACCGCAUGCACGUGUUUUGUUUCUAAGAAUUAGAAAAGACCCUACACUAAACUAAAUCCUAUUGUUUUCUUUCCUGAUUUUAAAAGCCAUUGAAGACAAAUAUGGAUACCUAUUCAAAUUGUUUACAAUACAGCUUAGCCGGUCGUUCUAACAGAUCUAAUUCUCCGAAAUAUUAGUUAAAUGUGGUCGUUUUAUGAGGUAUGUCGUUAUUACCAAUGUCGUAGAAAGCAAUAUUUUUAAUAAGGCGGUCAUAUGGCAUUCAGCCGGGACCUUUGUUCUUGGUUGUUAUAACCGGCAUGUUGUAUUAAACGAUGUCGCAGUAAACGGUUUUGACUGUAAUAGAAUUUAUUUAUAUAUGUUAUUCUGUUCCUAAUUUUUUUUUUUUUUUGGAGUACUUAUUUAAUUAGACUUGAAAUAUUUGAGUUGUCGUUUAUAACUUAUAUUGAAUUUGAGUUUCGACUAAAUACUUAUUGUGAAAUAAAUUUAUUUUAGGUUUGGCGUAAUGGAAUUAGGCGUUUGUAGAAUUUAGUCAUAGUUCGUAAUGUGAACGAGUGCCUGAUAGUCACCGACUGUGACAAUAUUAACAUUUGUUUUGAAAUAAUAUUUUUAACAAUUUGAUGCUAAGGAGAAACUUUUUUUAUUUUCUGUUAAAACAAUGAAACCAACAAUUGAAAUAAUUUCAUUCAAAUAAAAAAGGGAUAUAAAUAAUUUAAUAUAAAUCAUGUAUUUUGACUCAGCGUUAUUCAGCUUUAAAAGUUCAAUGAAACAUACUUGGGCCCCCGCAGUUUGAAUACAUCAAUAUACCUACCUACAUAGGAGAAUGUAUAAUAACAAUAUGAAUUUGUAUGAACAGAAAUAGAAAAAUGUUGUUAAUGUAAUAUUGUUUAUCAAAUGCGUCGUCAAGGUUCGCUUGUAUCAUCUUUACAAAGUAUCUAAUUAUUUAUUGCAACUCGAGGAACAACUAAAAUAUUAUAAAAAUUAACUCGGAAAAGAAAAUUGAAGAUUUCGAAUAUCAUACCUUACAAUAUAUGUAUUAUAUAAAAUAACAAAAUUUAAAAAAUGUUCUUAUUGUGUUCUUUUAACUUAUGUCUUAUUUAACUCCUAAGACAACGUUGGCUAAAAGACAUUUGCCAUUCGAAAUGACGAAACUAGCUAUCAUGAAUACGUUCUGUCGGUUAAAACCAUUUUGCAAUAAUUAAUAAAACGAAACGGUUAUUAUUUUAAUUACAUUUAAUGACUAUAAAAGAUUAAUAAUUAUUGUUAAUGUAAAAAAAAGCUGUUAUGACCGCAUCACGUUGUUGCCGGUGCCGACUCAGUGACGCGCACACAAUAUAAAACUCAAUACCUAGGUAUAUCGUCUUCUCGCAUUAAAACUGUAUAAUCUCAAAACUUACUAAUUUUACAGGAGAGUGUUUUAAAGGUUUAACAUGUAAUAUUUUUAAUAUUAAUCAUCUUUGCAACAUUUUUUUUACUAUGAAUUAAUUUUGUUUGUAUAACCUAAAAACAAACCAAACCAUAUAACCAAAUGUUUCCGAAUAUUAACUCAAUUUCGAAUAUUUUUGGAAAUUGUACUUUUAAUGCGAAAAGGCGAUAUGUAUACGUUAUAUAAAAUUAAAAAUGUUCGCAACAAUAAUACCAUUACAUUUUCAAAUCAAUCAUUCGACAUCGCACAUUUAAAUUAAUAAUAUUUUGUUGUUUUAUUUUAUUAAAAUUUAAAUUAGGAAUUUACGUGAGACUAAAAGAAAUUCAAUGUUUUAUUGUAUCAAUAAAUACUUUCAAUUGUUGCCAUAAUAGUUAAGCGCGCUUUGGCAAUGUUUACAUUAAUGUGUUCGAAUACCAUCGUUCGAUUGUAUUUUGUAAACCAAAACACCACGGGGCUAUUUAAACAUAUUUCAAAAUAUAUUAUGUAUUUGUAUAGUUUCGUUGACCGUACCAACGUUAUAAUUGCGUCAUUAUUGUUAUAACAAUGUUUUUCUCACCUUGAAUAGGCAAAGAUUGUUAAAACUUGAUGCCGCUAUUGAGUGUAAGAUUUGUAUUUGAAUAAUCGUGUGGUGUGGAUUGUGUACGCUCGCUCUUGUGUUAGUUAUUGGUUGACGGUAUUCUCUUUUGUAAUUUGAGUAUGAUUAUAAAAAUAAAGUUGAGGUAAUUUAAAAAAAAAUGCUCACGUCAAUCAUUACGAAUAAAUAAACGAAUCAAAAAAUUGUUCUGAUGUGUGCUAGCAAAUACUUAAUAUACAUAUCGCAGGGUGAAAGGAUAUUUGGUUUAUGCGACAAUUAUCUUUCUAAUCAAAGAUCGGUUUUAUUUGGUAUUAGCAUCAACGAUUCGUUGUUUUUCAUUGAACUUGUAUUAAGUUUACUCAAUUCAAAUAGCUGAAGAAGUUUUGUUUUUGUUAUGAUAUUUUUUCCAAAUUUACCUAAUAACUUUUCACCCCUCGAUAUGUGGCUGUAUUUUAUAUAUCGUCUUUUAAUAGGACACAAAUUGUUUGUCUUGUAUGCUACGUAUGCUUUAUUUUCGUAGCCCGAGUGUUAUUAUAAUAUACUGACCGUGUAAUAUUUUGUCACAAAUCUGUCACGCCUCACUGCCUCUGAAUUCUCAUGCAUUUACGAACACAAAUUUUAUUAUUGAAAACUUAUUAUAUAGGUCAGUUUAAUGUAAAAAAAUGGUACAAAACUAACGUAAAAUAUCAAUUAAAGAUGUAUUUUCGUCAUUCGUUCAAAUAAAAUUAUUAUAGUUGUCAAUAUUAGUAUCGUAUUGCAGAUGAUGAUUAUAAAUGAUUACUAUAUAUAUUAGACAUAAAAUCGUAAUAUAUAUUUUGUGAUGAAAUUGAUUUGGAGCUGUCACGGAUAUAACCGAUUAUCAUAGUGAUUAUUCUUGUUGAAGCUGAAACGUGUUUAUUUGUUAGCUGUGAAACUGUACUUAAUAAAUCACAGAGUAUCUCAGUGUAUUGUCGAUAGCGUCACUUUUGUGCAAACGCAAUAAAGUUCAAUUUAAAAAUAAAAAAAA